Messenger RNA from Debaryomyces tyrocola, 225 nucleotides. The record is from the annotation of a GenBank genome assembly. Lineage: Eukaryota; Fungi; Ascomycota; Pichiomycetes; Serinales; Debaryomycetaceae.
AUGUUGAAGAUCUCCGUGGCUGCUAAAGGGUCCGAGCAUCCAAGAAAGUCAGGAUUGAUAAAUGCAAAUACAGGGGAACCUAUCAUGUAUCUGGAAGAAGAUGAUGAGAUAGCCCGGAAAAUCCAUGAGAGAAUUGACUGGUCGAAGGUGAAAUAUUCCACUGGCAGACCUGUUACCGAGAAAGAUUACUGGUUUUACAAUUUCAAAUGUAGAGUAAAUAGCUAG